Messenger RNA from Chiloscyllium plagiosum (whitespotted bambooshark), 2310 nucleotides. RefSeq names its product proteasome (prosome, macropain) assembly chaperone 3 (gene psmg3). Gene Ontology annotation, biological process: proteasome assembly. NCBI's taxonomy places the organism in Eukaryota, Metazoa, Chordata, Chondrichthyes, Orectolobiformes, Hemiscylliidae. The record is from RefSeq and is a predicted model, not a curated record.
GAUUUCCGGGGGAGUUAGUCUCAUGCGGUGAGCAUUUACUGAUAACGUGGGGUGUGCGGCUUUCUAAAUCACCGGUCAGCAGGAGGAAGCCUUUAAAGAGCGUGCACGAUGGACGGUAAAGAAUCAAUUCUAGAAUCUAUAUUCUUGAAUUAAUCAGAAACUGUCAAUCUGAGAGGAUACUUAUGGCAACAGAAAGUAUUAUCCGGUCCAAGCAGACUACAGAAAUUGUUGAUGGAAUCCUGACUGAGGUUGUGUGUACACUGUUCAGUGAUCACAUCUUUGUGGUGGUUACGCAGUAUGGCAAAAUGGGAACAUUGAUCUCUGUUGCACCACAUUGUGUGGCAAAUGAAAUCAGCAAACCCACACUUAGCACAAAGAUCCUCAUGGGAAAGGAUGAGCCUCUAAUCCAUGUUUAUGCAAAGCACCUUGUGACUUUUGUGUCUGAGGAGUCUGGGAACAAACCAGUGCUACUUGCGUUGGCCCUCAAGGAUGCAAAUUUGGAGAGUAUUAAAUCUAUCAAAAAAUUGAUUCAGAGUUGCCGACUCUGGUGAAAUUCCCUAGUUAGACAGCACGGCUGAGACUAACUAAUUUUUGUAAAAAUCUGCUGUGACUUCUCCAUUCAUGGGCAACAAUGUCACAACACAGUUUUCUACUUGAAGGGAUGUUACUGAAUGGAAAUAAGAGUAGCUCCACUGUUUAUUUUAUGGAUGACCAUUGAACUGGGAAGCUUGUGUUUGUACUUAAUUGAGGAACAUCAUUGCAACAUUUUAAGACUCCACAAACUCCCAAGGCAAUAGAUACCUGAUUUUUAAUUCAGACUUAUAAUUCGAUAUUGAAAGUAAAAUAGGACACUGGUAAAGGGACAAUGACUGGCUAGAUUUUGCAUUCUGCUCUUGGAGAGGCAAAGAAUUAGUGGAAAUAUUGGGAAAUGUAUUGGAAUAAAAGCUUAUGAAAAGGAUUCCUUGUUAGUCAGUGCCUGUGGUUCUGGGCAGCUGUUUUCAGACUAAAUCACAAUGUUUUAACUGCUAUUAAACAAGUAAUAGCUUCUCACUGGUGUCCCAGAUGAAUUCAUUCUAUGGUUCCCUUUAAUUUCUUGUUUAGUUGCCUCCUGAUCUGGGAUUCUUUCCACUUGAAAGGCUGCAACAAGCUGUAUUAGUCUGGAUCACGGGCAGCACGAUCUCACUUCAACUGGCCAUAGGUUCAAGCUGCUAAGGGUGCAUCAUCUCAACUGAAAUCUCACCAAAACUGGGAGAAUGAUGUUUUUUCAAAAUGUACUUUUUUCAAGAUGCAAGUUAAAAAUGCAUAAUUAUGUCAAAACUAUAAUCUAGAGACAAUUUGGGCAUUUUGACAUUCAUCAGAUCAGUAACUAAAUUUAACUUUUCCGAGAUUGUCGGGUCCCUUUGUUGGAAUGAUCAUUUGAGAUGCGUGCCAGUACAACCUUGGUCUUUUCACCUGUCAGAUAGUGCCUUUUUCGCAUAAUAUGGUGGCCCAGUCAGCUUUCAUAAGGAUGUUUGUCGUGGUUUUUCAUCCUUGCUUUUGCAAGUCCAGUGCUUCAUCCAGUGUGAAAGGGGCCUAUGGAAAAAAUGCUUAUGGUGUUAGCAUGAAUCAUACUGUGUACACCAUACAUUCAGAUGUCAAGGAUGUGAUGCUCUCACAUCUCUCCACACUAUCUGAUAAAGAAACGGAAUGUGUCCAUAAGCACUAUUAGAUAUAGGAACAAAAUGAGGCCAUUUGGCCUACUGAGUCUGCUCCAACAUUCGAUCAUGGCUGAUCUAUUACCCCUUUGAUCCCCUUGUAAAUCAAGAACCUCUCCAUCCUGUGACUUGGCCGCCACAGCUUUCUGUGGCAGUGGGUUCCACAGGUUCACUAUGCCAGCUGAAAAAAUUUCCCCCUUCUCUGUUACAAAAGGUUAUACCUUUGCUUUGAGGCUGUUUGUCAGGUCCUAGUCUCUCCAACUCAUGGAAACACACCAUGCCAGCUCCAUCCAGCCCCCUCAGUAUUCUGUAAUUUUCAAUGAGAUCCCUCUCAUCCUUCUAUACUUCAUUGAGUACAGUCUUUAAGACAAACUCUUCAUCCCUGGGAUGAUUUCUGGACCUCCUUCCAUGCCAGUAGAUCUUUCCUUCGAUAUGGGGCCUAAAACUGCUCUGAAUAUUCUAAAUGGGGCCUGAUCAGAUCUCAUUACAGCCUCAAGAGUACAUGUCAGUUCUUAUUUUCUAGCCCUCCUGAAAUGAAAUUUUAAAAAUCACACAACAUCAGUCUAACAGGUUUAUUUGGAAGCACGAGCUUUCGGGGUACUGCUUCUUCAUCAGG